GUUCUGAACAUACUUUUCUCUCUUCUUCUGUGUUUCCUUUUCCACCUCUCAUUGCUUUCCUUUUGGGGCUCACAGACUUAUAUUUGUUUACAAUCAUGGCGAGUGCUGGUAAGCUGAUUGUGAUGAUUCUUAUGAUCAUGGCAGCCAUUUCCUCUUACAAAGUUUCUGGAGAUCCUGACUUGCUUCAAGAUAUUUGUGUUGCUGAUCUCACUUCUGGUCCAAAAGUAAAUGGGUUCGUAUGCAAAACGAACAUAAGUGACGCAGAUUUCUUCUUUGCUGGCCUGGCUAAACCAGGACUCACCAACAACACAAAUGGGGCUGUGGUAACUGCAGCCAAUGUGGAGAAAAUCCCAGGUCUCAACACUCUUGGAGUGUCAUUGUCCCGCAUUGACUAUGCCCCGGGCGGCCUAAAUCCACCCCACACCCACCCACGUGCCACCGAGAUAGUUUUCGUGCUUGAAGGUGAAUUGGAUGUAGGGUUCAUAACCACAGCCAAUGUCCUAAUCUCCAAGCAUAUAACGAAGGGUGAGAUCUUUACAUUCCCAAGAGGACUUGUCCACUUCCAAAAGAACAAUGGCAAGGUUCCUGCUUCUGUCAUUGCCGCAUUCAACAGUCAGUUACCGGGUACUCAAUCCAUCGCCACAACGCUGUUUGCGGCAACGCCGGCAGUGCCGGAUAAUGUGCUGACAAAAGCAUUCCAAAUUGGUACCAAAGAGGUUGAUAAGAUCAAGUCAAAGUUUGCUCCCAAGAAGUAGACACAACAUGGAGUGGGAUGUAUGUUGGUUCUUGUUGUCAACUAUAAUAGGGAAUUUGAAUUUGAUGUUUGGGAAUCAAAGAAAUGUAUGAAAUUUGUGUGUUUUCUAAAGAACAACAAUAAAAGUGAAAUUUCUAAAUGGGUUUUCUUCUAUGUUGAUUCAUUGCUACUCUAGCAAAUUGGAAACUAAAUGUAUUGCUU
Messenger RNA from Ilex paraguariensis (yerba mate), 955 nucleotides. The record is from the annotation of a GenBank genome assembly. Lineage: Eukaryota; Viridiplantae; Streptophyta; Magnoliopsida; Aquifoliales; Aquifoliaceae.